Microstroma glucosiphilum is the source of this 2823-nucleotide messenger RNA. RefSeq lists its product as hypothetical. Lineage: Eukaryota; Fungi; Basidiomycota; Exobasidiomycetes; Microstromatales; Microstromataceae. Gene Ontology annotation, biological process: proteolysis. The record is from RefSeq and is a predicted model, not a curated record. Gene Ontology annotation, molecular function: metalloexopeptidase activity. The transcript is spliced from 4 exons. The coding region runs from base 1 to 2823 and encodes 940 amino acids.
AUGAUCAUCGUGCCUAUUCUGGCUCUCUUCGCCGUGCUAAGUACCCUCACAGUCUUCUUGCACUAUACACUCCCAACCCCCGUCUCCUCCCUUCGAGCCCUAGAGAGCACCAACAAGCCUAUGUUCUCAGAAGAGCAUGCUGUCAGCGUCAUGGACAAGCUCAGCACCGGAUUCGGCUACAGAAUUGUCGGGACCAAGCAGCAUGUCGAUGCCGAGGACUGGCUUAUGACCGAGCUGCAGAAGUACGAAGGCGUGCAUACCUUUAACGACGGACAAGGAGAUGUGCAGGUUGAAGUAUGGAGACAGAUUGGCGAUGGCGCUCAUCGCUUUGACUUCCUGUCUUCAGUCGUCUGGAAGAAAUACUACUCGAUGAGCAACUUAAUCGUCCGCAUCUCUGAUGGCACGGACGCCUCAAAGGCCAACUCGGUCCUGGUCAACUCUCACAUCGACUCCACGCUCCCAUCUCCCGGAGCAGCCGACGACGGAGCUGGAGUCGGUAUCAUGGUCGAGCUUCUUCGAAUUCUCACGUCACCUAGUGCCACUCGAAAGCAGCUCAGGCACUCUGUCGUCCUCCUCUUCAACAACGGCGAGGAGAGCUUUCAAGAUGCGUCGCAUCUCUUCAUCACCUCUAACCACACCACAGUCCCUUCGAUCAAGGCUGUAGUCAACCUCGAGGCAUGCGGGGUCUCUGGUCCGGAGCUACUGUUCCAAGCAGGCUCUGAUGAAAUGGUCAAAGCAUACUCGAAAGCCCCCUACCCCUUUGGCACCAUCUUGGCCAACGACAUCUUUCGAACAAACAUACUGCUCUCUGAUACGGACUAUAGACAAUUUGUUGCAUACGGCGGCGUAAGCGGUCUAGACAUGGCGAUCGUAGGCAAUUCAUACCUCUAUCAUACUCGCAAAGACACCGUGCCCUAUGUCCAACCAGGGGUAGUUCAACACUUUGGCGAAAACGUUGUUGCUAUUGUCGACUACCUGACGACGUCUCCAGAAUCGCGGCUUCCUUCGAUCACAGAGACUCAUCGUACACAGAUGCCCAUCUACUUCUCCAUGCUCGGCCGCUUCUUCAUUCAGAUUCCUGCCGCACCUUACCGCUCUUUGGGCAUGGUGAUGACCGCUGUCGCGAUGUUCCAGAUUCAAUCGACGAAACGGGCUGACGGUCACUUCUCUGCAGGCUUCGCAACAGCGAUGAGUAUGCUAGGCUUCUUCGCUAGCUUCCUCGGAGCUGUGCUAGCCUCGAAUGUUCAGGCGCUGAUCAUGACCAAGGUCAUGAACAGGUCUCUUAGCUGGUUCAGUCACGAAUGGCUGCCCAUUCCACUGUAUGGGCCUCCAGCAAUCGUUGGCAUCCUGCUCGCCCAACUCCUUGUCUCUCGCACACUCAAGACGGCCGACCGACCAUACCUCGAGAGGGCGACGCUAGACGGAUGCUACUUGAUGUCGGCUUUGCUUCUCACCGUCCUGAACGCUUUCGGUAUCGGAUCAUCCUACCUGUUCGGAUUGGGAGGCAUCACGUAUCUUGCGGCUAUGCUGGUCAAUGACUAUGCCUUGGUCGGUUGGACGCAGAUCGAGAAGCGCGAAAUCGCAGUAAACCAGCGGAUGCACUGGGGUACUUAUCUAAUCCUUACCUUCCUGCCUUCUCUUGUGGGAACGGAAGGCGCCACAAGCUUCCUAGAUCUCUUCGUACCUCUGACUGGUCGUACGGGAGAGGUUUCGCCAGCUGAUCACAUCAUAGCGUCGAUUGUGUCAAGUCUAACUUUCCUCUGCCUGCCAGUCUUGCUCCCCCUCAUCCAUCGCUUUGGACCAGACGUGCAGAGACGCACUGUUCUGUUCUUCCUGGGCAUCUCCCUUACGGCCAUCUUGCUCUACUCGGACGAGUCACUUCAAAUCUUCGAUGAGACCCACCCACAGAGACUUUUCGUUCACCAAGUCCACAACCUCAGCAGUGGAGAGUGGUGGAUGAACCUCGGUGGAGCAGACCCUUCGCCUACGGCUAUCCUCUCUGGGCUUGCUGACGAAGCUCACCAGCGCUUUGGCAUACGCGACGGGGGUGUGGAGCGAGUAGAGAUGUCUUCCUAUAACCCAGACUUCGAUGUCCUCUACCCCGUCAGCCAGUUCAUCACGCCGUACAAGUUCCGUCUUCCUACCCCUGAAGCGGAGGAGCAAAACCGAGAGCUAAGCAGGUGGCUCGCUCAGGACGGAAGCGAUCCUACUGCCUCUCCUCGCUCGAGGGGCUUCUCCAUCCGAGCCGUGGACGACACGAUCGACUACACCGCUGGCACCCGCUCUUUCACGCUCACCAUUUCCCACCCACACAUCAUCUGGUCCGUUCUGGCCUUCGACGCCGAAAUCCUCGAGUGGGACCUUCCCGUUUCGCCUCCCACUGGGGGUUUCCAGCGACAUCACAUCAAGGAAGUCUCGCGCUUUGGGCAGGACGAGUGGAGCGUGAGGAUGCUACUGCGACUACAGCCUGAUGAACUCUCCGCUGCAGCUGCUGCUGCAGACCGCAAAGAGGGCAUCGUCUCCCGCCCGGACUUUGGGCAACUCCUGCAGAUCGACCCUUCCAAUGUGUCGGACAAUGUCCUCUCGCGCUUCACCUCUCUCAAAGAGUCAGACUCUGGCUCACCACACCGACUCCUCGUCGACUAUUCAGGCCUAUGGGGAGAGGCGAUGUACCCUUCUGUCGAGCAAGCCUCGACGGAUCAGGAGGUAUUGCAGAGUGUGGGUGUGAGGAGAUUCAGAGAGAUGGACAAGUGGUUGUUGGAAGAGAGGCCAGAGGUGGACGCCAUGCUGCUCAAUGUCGUAGCGGGAGUAGGAGUCGUUUGA